Gaeumannomyces tritici R3-111a-1 is the source of this 5081-nucleotide messenger RNA. RefSeq names its product dicer-like protein 1. Gene Ontology annotation, cellular component: cytoplasm; nucleus; RISC complex. Lineage: Eukaryota; Fungi; Ascomycota; Sordariomycetes; Magnaporthales; Magnaporthaceae. Gene Ontology annotation, molecular function: ATP binding; ribonuclease III activity; RNA binding. The coding region runs from base 9 to 4832 and encodes 1607 amino acids. The record is from RefSeq and is a predicted model, not a curated record. Gene Ontology annotation, biological process: siRNA processing. The transcript has 3 exons.
UACGCUUGAUGGUUGCUUCUUCUCGACUUCAUUCUAAAUACCAUCCUACUCCAGCCCUCCUCUCUCUGCUUCACCGGCGGCCGACCAGUGCCUCAGCUAACAACCCCACCCACAUCACCAUGGACUGCUUGCUGAGCUCGCUGGCGCCAACCGGCCGAUGUGACCAAAUACCGACCUCAGAGAACUUCGGUGCCGCCAAAGCGGGCGCUACCCAGAGCCUUAGAACUCCACUUGUCAAUAAUGUCAGCGGUGACGCUAGUGAGGACGAGAAUCAAGACGAUGAUGGUAGUCUCGAUGGCCGCAUAGAGCUGGUCGCCGGCGCGCCUUCCAAGCCUCGGAAGAUAUCCGAGAAAAGGCGAGCUGACAAUGCCAUCUUCGAGAGCUGGGUGGAGAAGAACAAAGUUCGCCUUUCCCAGGGCUCGAGCAACGCAAAGUCCAAUGACAAAGCAGGCAGCACAGAACUUGGGUCUGAUCCCACAGCUGAUAAACCGUCCAGGUCUCAGGGAAUGAGAAUCAUCGAGGGACCCAGGGAGUAUCAGAUCGAGCUGUUCGAGAGGGCCAAGCAGAAAAACACGAUCGCUGUCCUUGACACUGGCACCGGAAAAACCCUGAUCUCCAUCCUGCUCAUCAGACACAUCAUCGAGAAGGAGCUUGAGACACGCUCUCAGGGCAAGGAGAAUAGGGCCACAUUCUUCCUGGUCGACAAGGUCACUCUCGUCUGGCAACAGACAAAACAGCUACACUCCAACCUCGAUUUCGCGAUCACCGGCAUCCAUGGAGACUCUGUGACCCACCUCUGGAAUGACAUUGAAUACUGGCAAAAGCUCAGGAGCGACAACAUGGUGAUCGUGUGCACGGCCGAAAUCCUCUAUACUUGCCUUGCUCGAGGCUACAUCAACAUGCGGCAGAUCAACCUUCUCGUUUUUGAUGAGGCUCACCACACUAAAAAGAACCACCCCUACGCCAGGAUCAUCAAGGACUUCUAUGUUACUGAGGAAGACCCUGAUGCGCGGCCUCGCGUGCUGGGCAUGACAGCUUCGCCAUUCGACACCAAGACCAUACACAUUGAGAAGGCUGCCUCGGAACUUGAGCGCCUUCUGCACAGCGAAAUAGCGACAAUCGCCGACGAUGAGCUGCUCAAGGCCAUUGGCAACAGAGCUGAGGAGCGCAAUGUGCCAUACGCCUUUCUGCCUCACAGAGAGCCAACCGAUCUUUGCAAGAAACUGGAGACUCUGCUCAGAUCCCACAGCCAGUUCAAGAAGGCCUUUUCCACCGCCAAGAUUGUAGCAAGCGAGCUGGGCCCAUGGUGCGCUGACAGACUCUGGGAGCUAAAGUUCCAAGACGACAGCGGGCUGGAGGGCCGAGCCGAGAGCAACAGCAGGCGCGAGAACAGCGAAUGGCAAAUGUGCGAGACUGAUCAACUUGGCGACCUGCGCGAGGCGGCCUUGAUCGUCAAAAACAGCGCGCUCGGGCCUCCUCAGGAUGACGGCCUUUCCAGCAAGACACUCAAACUGCUGGAGAUUCUCGAGGAGAACUUCUGCUCUGAGACCUCUACGCAAUGCAUCGUCUUCGUCGAACGUCGCGAUGUGGCCGUGCUUCUGACAGACCUGGUCCAGAACCCUGCUAUGAGUGUCAGGUUCCCCUAUCUGAACGCCGCAUACCUGAUUGCCUCGGGUCGGGGCGACUCGCACACGUCCAUCUCCAAUAAGAAACAGGAGGCGACGGUCUGGUCGUUCCGCCUGAGGGAGCUCAACUGCCUCUUCGCAACAUCCAUCGCGGAGGAGGGCCUGGACAUUCCCGGAUGCAACCUGGUCAUCCGGUUUGAUCUCCACAAGACAACAAUCCAAUACAUCCAAUCUAGGGGCCGUGCGCGCAUGGCCGGCUCUGUCUUCAUUCAGAUGACGGAAAUGGGAAAUCAGGAUCAUAUGAGGAGCUGGUACCAGCACCAGGCCGACGAGAGAACCAUGCGCCAGUUCUGCGCUGCGCUUCCCGAGGAUCGAAUCCUACAGAGAAUCGGUGCCGACGUAGAUUCUGCCCUGCAUGGAGACCAAGGCCAGAGAGUCUAUGUCGUUCCUGAGACGGGUGCCAGGCUGACAUACAAACAUAGCCUCAAUGUGUUGGCCGAAUACGUGGGCACCCUUCCAGUGAACGUGGAGGGACUGAGCUUCGGGCCAGAGUAUACCGUCAUCCCCGUCAUUGGCGGAUUCCAGGGUGAAGUCCUUCUGCCGGAGUCUUCGCCACUGAGGAGCGCCACGGGCAGCAUCCAACGCUCAAAAGCGGUUGCCAAAUGCUCAGCAGCCUAUGCCAUGUGCAUCUCGCUCAUCGAGGCAGGCUAUCUAGAUGCCUACCUCAAGUCAACCUUCAGGAAGGUCCUGCCGCUGAUGCGAAACGCCCGUCUCGCUGUCAGCUCCAAGAAGAAGGCCCAGUACGACAUGCAGACGAAGCCCGAUAUGUGGUCUGAUCUCGGGACUGCUUCCAGGUUGUUCGCCACGGCGCUGGUUCUUACGAACCCGGAGGCCUUGCUGCAAGACUCGAGGCCUCUUCUCCUCCUCACCAGAAAGCCCAUUCCGCAAGUUGCUUCCAUUCCUCUGUUCAUCGCCAAACGCCGGCGAUCCGACGUCCAGUGUAUACCCUUACCGCCGAUGGAGACGACCGAAGCUGGUCUACUCGGCCUCAGCAGCUUCACCUUUUGCAUUUUUAGAGACGUCUUCAGCAAAGACUUUGACGGAACCGCUGCGGAUCUCCCUUACUUCCUCGCGCCCGUUAUGAAGGGCCAUGAGCAUGCAUUUUCGGAGACGGUCGAUUCACACGCGCUAGUUGACUGGCCAGCUAUCGACGCCAUCCAGACCCCCAACGCUAUGCCCGACAGCAACAGCGAGCCAGACGAGUUCUUCCAGCACAAGUUUGUGGCAGACCCGUUCGAUGGAUCCCGCAAAUUCUUCAUGAGCAGGGUCCGCCGGGACUUGACGCCUCAAGACAAGGUCCCAGAGGACGUCCCAGCGCCAGCUCACAGAAGCUGGCGGACGGCGGAGCACACAAUCCUGAACUACAGUGUCAGCCUCUGGUCGAAGUCUCGUGAUGCAAUCAUCCCACGGCUUCGGAAGGAUGCACCGGUCGUCGAGGCCGAGCUAGUCUCGCUUCGUCGUAAUCUGCUCGACCAGAACGACGCGGAGACUGCGGUGCCCCAGCGGACCUGCUUCCUGGUUCUGGAGACGCUACAGAUAUCCCGACUGCCUGUUGAGGUCGUAUCCAUGGCCUACAACUUCCCAGCCAUCAUCUACCGUCUCGAAAACAACUUGAUCGCACUUAACUGCUGCAACCUGUUGGGUCUGAGCAUCCGCCCUGACCUUGCCCUGGAGGCGGUGACCAAGGAUAGCGACAACUCAGAUGAGCCGGACGAGGCACCCGUCAAUUUUCAAGGCGGCAUGGGCAAAAACUACGAACGUCUUGAGUUCCUCGGCGACUGCUUCCUCAAAAUGGCCACCACAAUUGCGCUCUUCACGCUCAUGGCGGGAGACGAGUUCGAGUACCACGUGGAGCGCAUGACGGACAUCUGCAACAAGAACCUGCUCAACGUGGCCCUCGAUAUGGGUCUGCAGAAGUACAUCCGGUCCAAGUCGUUCAACCGCAGAACCUGGUACCCGUCGGGCCUGACUCUGCUCAAGGGAAAGCGUCUCGAGGCGGAUGCCACGCACUCGCUCGGGGACAAGUCCAUCGCCGACGUCUGCGAGGCCCUCAUCGGGGCGGCCUACUUGACGGGGCGGGAGCGCAACAGCUUUGACAUGGCCGUUAAGGCGGUCACCCUGCUAACGCGCAGCCAGACGCACACGAUGAAGUCGUUUGCCGAGUACCGCGCGGCCUAUGUCAAGCCCGAGUGGCAGACGGUGCCGGCUUCGCGGCUUCAGCUGGAGUUGGCGCGGCGGAUCAAGGAGAAGAUGGGGUACGAGUUCAAGGACGCGCGCCUGCUGCGGUCCGCCUUCAUGCACCCGUCGUACCCGCGCGUCUACGAAAACAUCCCGAGCUACCAGCGGCUCGAGUUCCUGGGCGACGCGCUCCUCGACAUGACGUGUAUCGACCACCUCUUCGGCCGCUUCCCGGACCGCGACCCACAGUGGCUGACGGAGCACAAGAUGGCCAUGGUGUCGAAUCAGUUCUACGGCUGCCUCGCCGUCGAGCUCGGCUUCCACCGCCACGUCGUCUGCCUCAAGACGCAGCUGCAGGGCCAGAUCGCCGACUGGGUCGACCGGCUGGGCGAGCGCCGCCGCCGCGCCGAGCAGGCCGCCGUGGACGCGGGCCGCCCUGCGGCCGACUUUGCCCGCAACUUCUGGGUAGACAUGGAGCACCCGCCCAAGUGCCUCCCGGACGUGCUCGAGGCCUACGUGGGCGCGCUCUUCGUCGACGCGGGCUACGACUACGGCGCCGUCGAGGCCUUUUGGGCCGAGCACGUGCGGCCCUGGUUCGCCGACAUGGCCGCCUACGAUACCUACUCGGCCCACCACCCCGUCACGCACCUCAACAGCAUCCUGGUGCACCAGCUCGGCUGCACGCACCACCGCCUGCUCGUGCGCGAGAUCGCCGACACGGCGUCGGGCGAGGCCGUCGUCGCGGGCGCCACGCGGGUCGUCGCCGCCUGCCUCGUCCACGGCGAGGUGCGCUGCCACGCCGCCUCGGCCAGCGGCCGCUACGCCAAGCUCGCCGUGGCCAGGAAGGCCAUCGCCAUGUUCGGGGACAUGGGCCCGGCCGAGUUCCGCCGCCUGACCGGCUGCGACUGCAGGCCCGGCCAGGACGGCGGUUUGGCCGUCGAGGAGGACGAUGGGGACGAACGGCGGUGACGGGCGCGCCGAGGGGGUGGUCGGCGCACGGUCCUAGGGCGCCACCGGCGCGGGCUCGGAAGGUGGGCGAGGGAAUGGGUGUGGAUAGAAUGGCGUACGCAGGGAGGCUGCCGACGCAGCCCUCGCUGACCACUGGCUGCUGGUAAUCUAGUAGGUAGACGUGGCAACAGAUCUCUCUCGCUCGGAGGGCAGUCUCACUCAGACUUCUUCAGCGUGAAUACAGAAAUAUCCGGUUGAGGAUGAACAAGC